Molecule: messenger RNA, 2264 nt
Organism: Aaosphaeria arxii CBS 175.79
Lineage: Eukaryota; Fungi; Ascomycota; Dothideomycetes; Pleosporales
Product: cytochrome P450
Exons: 2
Coding region: 489-2045 (518 amino acids)
Molecular function (GO): iron ion binding; heme binding; oxidoreductase activity, acting on paired donors, with incorporation or reduction of molecular oxygen
Source: RefSeq, a predicted model, not a curated record
CAACAAUCUUCAUUCAGCCUGGUCUGCUCGUGCUCGUGCUCGUACUCGUACUCCACCUUACCAAAACCAUCGUCAAAAGUGGCACUGUGGCACCCACUGAGAAUCAAUCAAUCAAACCAUACAUCAGGAAUCGAGAAUUAACAAUCGAGAAUCAGUGAACAAUGCAUCCAUGUAUAGGUAGACAUGCGCGAUUCGCGAAUCAUCAGCGCCAUGUUUCCAAACAAUCACAUUCCUCGAACGCCACGCCAUGGUAUAGACUACGCACUAGAGAACUAGUUAAUUACCACCACCAGCCCAUCCAGUGCCACCCUACGCCCUGCAAUUGUCUCGCGCGAGCUGAACGCCAGCCCAGGUCGCACCUGGCAUGUCCCCUCCAUCAAAUAUCCCCAAGUCCCAUACAUAAUGCACACUGCAACACUUCACUCCCAGGUGAGGCUCUGCUGCAGCUUCUCUUCUCACCCUAAAAGUUGCCUUCUGAUUUCUUGACGAUGGCUCUGCCGACCACAGUUGCGGCAGUCAUUGCUGUCGCGUCUCUGUUAUGGUUCGCCAUAACGUAUCUCUUUCGAACGUCCGUCAAUGACCGCGAGCCGCCCGUCAUUGAGCCUUCCAUCCCUUUCAUUGGGCAUAUCAUUGGCAUGUCUCGAGACGGACCGGGGUAUCUUGCUAAGGUCAGCGCGAAGACAAAUCAUGGCAUCUUCACCAUGCCCAUGCUCUGGGGCCGUACCUACGUGGUCAAGACUCCUACCCUCGCUGCCCAAGUUGAACGCACCUCCACCACCAUGAGCUUUGGCGAACUUGUACUUCAGGUCGCUCCACGCUUGGUUGGCCUCAAACCCGAAACAAGAGAGAUACUGAAGGAUCAGAAGGCAGUAGACGAAGGUCGGGAUCGCAUGGGGGAAGCCGUUCUACAUGGUGUAAUUGAACCGCUGCUUUCAAUCAAAAGUAUGAGCAUUAUUGGCCAUACUCAACUUCGGAAUUUUGCCGAACACAUCAAUAACAUCAAGGACGGUUUCGAGACUGACCUAUAUGAAUACAUCAACAGUGUAACCACUCUCGCGACGAUGAACACAUUCUAUGGGCCGAACAAUCCAUUUGCGGUACGCCCGGAAUUGGUGGAUCAUUUUUGGAAUUGGGAGAACGGCCUUAUCCUAUAUAUGAUGGAAAUUUUUCCGCAAUGGACUUCCCGUAAGGCUUAUAUCGCAAUGGAGGAGAUGACCAAGGGCUUUUCCGACUACAUUGAGGCAGGCCGCAUGUCCGAAGGCUACGAGCUCGUACGCAGGCGUCACCAAGCACACGUGGACGAGGGGAUCUGUCUUCGGGACCGAGCAAGGCUCGAAGUCGGCAUGUGUCUUGCCUUUAACGUGAAUGCAGCCAUUACCAUGUUCUGGGUUCUGGACAACAUUUUCAGCCGUCCAGAGCUCCAUGCCGAAGUUCAGGAAGAAAUCAGGAAGAAUGCUCUGGUGGGCGAGUCUACUCUAUCUUGUCCUGCACUCCGCGAAUCCUGUCCCUUGCUCAAUUCCGUUUACAAAGAGACGAUGCGGUUGACUUCGCCGCUCAAUUCUGCCCGCUACGUGAAGUCAGACACCGUCAUAGCAGAUACGUAUGUUGUUCGCGCGGAUACAAUUGUCCAAGUCUCGGGCGUUCUUCUCCACGCCGACGAAGGAAUUUGGGGCCCUGAUGCAGCUGAAUUCAACCCGCGCCGCUUCAUACACACUCCAAACGGCACAAAGACUUCUCCUGACGGUUCUACGAAUCAUUCACGUGCCAAUCAGAUUCCAUCUGUAGCCUUCCGUGGAUUCGGUGGUGGUGGUUCCCUUUGCCCAGGGCGACACUUUGCGCAGAUGGAAAUCUUGGCUCUCGUGUCGUCAUUCAUCCUGGGUUUCGACAUCGAGGCGCCCAAGGGCCAGACGGGUGGUAUCAAAUGGAACCCUCCGUCGAACAAAAAGGAGUUUACGCUCACUAGUCAUAAGCCUCUGAAGCCCGUGAAUGUGAGAUUCCAGCGAAAGAAGGGCUUUGAGGAUGCCGUUUGGAAGUUCGAAUUCUAGCGUGUUUAUACCCUAUAGCAUACGCAUAUCACAGACGGGGGAUCGGACCAUUUCCGCCAAACAUGUAAACGCUGGGAAAGGGGUUUUCUUUAGAAAAUACCCACCACCUAGAUAACACAUACAUACUUCCAUCGCCGAGAUAGGUACAAAAAAAAAUAAUCGAAAUCAUUAUCAAUAUAAAAUAUCACGUUCCAAAACCGCAUACCUCGCCCCCUUCAG